ACAGAUUUCUUAAACAAUGGAUGCAUCACAACUGCAAAUGCAAUGGAAGUGCUGUAUUAAUAUUUGGAUUACAAGAUACAGAGGUGGGUUAUUCUUGUUGUUUUUGAAGCAAAUGGCUGUUAUUUUAAUUGUUUAAAGAAAAUGCAUAUACAGCAACCGAGACAAUGAGGCUAGAAGACUAAUGGCAUAUUAGUAUUCAGUCAUUUUUUCCCCUGCUAAAUCAACAUUAAAUUAUCUUCUUGGAAGAAUUUAGAUGGAAGUCAAUCAUUUUAUUGCCUUGGUGCAUACGAAAAGAUUUGGACAUUGCUAUAGAGGUGAAAAAUGACAUGGAUGGAGCUAUGAACUUCACUUUAUUGAUCCUCUGCAAUUGCAGCUAUGGCUUUAUUUCUAAAGACAGUGGUUUCAUUUUAUCAUUCCUGGAAUUAAAUAAAAGUCAGUUUUGUUCUUUUGUGAGAACCUUGGAUUAUCCUGCUGAUAUUUUAAAACUGCGAUGAACAUAAUAUGUUCCAAGCUCAAUCGGCUGUUGCUGAAACUCCAGCACAAUGCCUUUGUGUGCCUUUUCUUAUACACAGUGUUAUUAAAUAAAUGGAAAGAACAUCAUGCAUCGAAGAUAUGACUUUGCUUUUUACAAAUAAAUCGUUGUUCUAUCAGAUUUUUUAAUGUUACCAAAGACUAUGGAACUUGCUUGCAUUAAUAUGCCCAGUAUUAUACCACUGAUGAUGCAGAACAGAUAAAGAUUGGAGAAAUGGCAUUAUUACUUGAAGACCGCCAAAAGAUAACAGUAUAUUAGAAAGAGGAUCUCACUGGACAUAUCAAUUUUUUCUUAUUCUAAAGCAUUUCUAACAAUGCUUUGGACAGCAUUGUAAAUUGGACCCACAUUAUUCCUUCUUUUUCAAAAAACGCCCUAGGAAAAUACAUUUCCAGAGAUUUUUAUCACAACGCUGGGGUUUUGCUUCUAUAUUUCUGAUAUUUCGGUUUUUCAAAAGUACAAUCGGAAUGACCUGCUUACUAGAGAAGUGCCUUGUGUUUUGCUAAGGAAGAAAUAAGUACUGUACAAGAAGAAGCUGAAUAGUGGCCUUUUGCCUCCUUUCUGCAUUGUAAUCUUAAACCAUCAUAAACAGUUCUAAAAUCUACACCGAGAAAUCAAGACAAAAUUAACUACUGGAAUUCACUAAUUAUUGGAGUUCUGACCACGUUGUUAUGUAAUACAAAUCAUGAACCGGUCCACGUGGAUUGAGUGGAUGACUUUGAAUAUCACUAGUAGUGUUGUGAAUGUAUCUGAUCAUCACUCCUGCCCAUUUGGAUUUGGCCAGUACAAUGUCAUUGACAUCUGUAUUCUUGAAACUAUAAUUAUUGUCUUAUUAACAUUUUUAAUUAUUGCUGGUAAUUUAACAGUAAUUUGUGUCUUUCAUUGUGCUCCACUAUUACAUCAUUAUACCACCAGCUAUUUCAUUCAAACUAUGGCAUAUGCUGAUCUUUUUGUUGGAGUUAGCUGCUUGGUUCCUACCUUGUCAUUGCUUCACUACUCUACAGGUGUUCAUGAGUCCUUGACUUGUCAGAUUUUUGGAUAUAUCAUUUCUGUACUAAAAAGUGUUUCUAUGGCCUGCCUUACUUUCAUUAGUGUGGAUCGUUACCUUGCUAUCACAAAACCACUUUCCUAUAACCAGUUGGUCACACCUUGCCGAUUGAGAAUUUGCAUCGUUUUGAUUUGGCUUUACUCCUGCCUUAUCUUCUUGCCUUCCUUUUUUGGUUGGGGAAAGCCAGGUUAUCAUGGAGACAUUUUUGAAUGGUGUGCAACCUCAUGGCUAACUAAUGCUUAUUUUACUGGCUUUAUUGUAUGCUUACUGUAUGCUCCAGCUGCCUUCAUAAUCUGUUUUACUUACUUUCACAUAUUCAGAAUUUGCCGGCAGCACACUAAAGAGAUAAAUGACAGGAGAGCUCGUUUUCCUAGUCAUGAAGUGGAUACUGCUGCAGAAGCUGGGCAUAGUCCAGAUCGGCGCUAUGCUAUGGUUUUAUUUCGUAUAACCAGUGUGUUUUAUGUGCUGUGGCUACCAUACAUCAUAUAUUUUAUGCUAGAGAGCUCUAGGGUGCUGGACAAUCCAGCACUUUCUUUCUUAACAACCUGGCUUGCUAUAAGCAAUAGUUUUUGUAACUGUGUUAUAUAUAGCCUCUCAAACAGUGUUUUUAGGUUAGGACUUUGGAGAUUGUCAGAGACAGUGUGUUCAUCUUGUAUAUGUAAAAAGGACAGUAUUGUUCAAGACCCAGUUCCUAGAAAACGGGCAAAUUCUUGUUCCAUCUAAGGAGAACUAAGACUGUAAAUCAAAUACAGUUGGAUAUAUGGGCUAGGCAAUAUUUCAUAUUCUGAAAUAUUGCUAAAAUAAAAAUGCAACUAAUAUUUAUUAUCUGUAAAAUGUAUUAUUGGUUGAAAACUGACUUAUAAAAGCAUGUGUUGUUUCAAGGAUAUAUUCUGGAAGAAUAUUGAAAUGGUCAGAGAUGGAUCCUUGGUGAAAUGUUGGUGUGUGGAUGAGACUGAUAAAUGUAAAGGAAUGGUUCAGCAGAAUGAAUUAAAUAAUUCAGAGCUGAGUUUUCAACUACAAUAGCAAAAUUGUCACAUAUUAUAUAUGUGGAUGAAUGUGGAGUAAUCUGUUGUAUUGAUAUAAAUUUUGUUUAAGGAAGUAAUUUAUGGCAUAUCAAUUAUGUUUUUAACAGAUAUAAAAUAAAUGUUUCAGUAUAAAACAG
Molecule: messenger RNA, 2739 nt
Organism: Sceloporus undulatus (fence lizard)
Lineage: Eukaryota; Metazoa; Chordata; Lepidosauria; Squamata; Phrynosomatidae
Gene: GPR52
Product: G protein-coupled receptor 52
Exons: 1
Coding region: 1215-2300 (361 amino acids)
Biological process (GO): G protein-coupled receptor signaling pathway
Cellular component (GO): membrane
Molecular function (GO): G protein-coupled receptor activity
Source: RefSeq, a predicted model, not a curated record